This is a messenger RNA of Ostrea edulis (European flat oyster), 785 nucleotides long. Its product is annotated as V-type proton ATPase subunit F-like. Gene Ontology annotation, cellular component: proton-transporting V-type ATPase, V1 domain; membrane. Bases 65 to 433 code for a protein of 122 amino acids. Gene Ontology annotation, biological process: proton transmembrane transport. The transcript has 5 exons. The record is from RefSeq and is a predicted model, not a curated record. Gene Ontology annotation, molecular function: proton-transporting ATPase activity, rotational mechanism. NCBI's taxonomy places the organism in Eukaryota, Metazoa, Mollusca, Bivalvia, Ostreida, Ostreidae.
AUUUCAUUUCAUGUUUCUUAUUUUAGCCUAACCUUAAACAUCACAUGACCAAACAUUGGACAAGAUGUCGCACUCGGCAGUGAAGGGAAAAUUGAUAGCUGUAAUUGGUGAUGAGGACACCUGCACUGGAUUCUUGUUAGGGGGCAUUGGUGAGCUGAACAAAAAGAGAGAGCCUAACUUUCUUGUUGUUGACAAAGGAACAAGCAGACACGACAUAGAGGAAACAUUUCGAGGAUUUCUUAAGAGAGAAGACAUCGCUAUAAUUCUCAUCAAUCAAACCAUUGCAGAAGAAAUCCGCUAUGUUAUUGAUUCCCAUGAUCAGCCAGUUCCAGCAGUGUUAGAAAUACCUAGCAAAGAUGCUCCCUACGAUUCUAGCAAAGACUCGAUUCUACGCAGAGCUAAGGGCAUGUUCUCUGCUGAUGACCUGAGAUGAGGAUUCUGUGCUGUAAUCUGAUUGGUUAAUCCUUCAUUUACUCGGAGCCUGGAAUCAAUGUACCGUGACAUGAUAUCAUAUAGCAUGCAUAAAUAACGUCAUUUGUGAAAUUUUUUAUUAGAUGAAUUCCUACAGCUAUUGUACAUUCCACUGAAACUCUUGUGAUGAUUUGAUAGUAGAAAAUGUUUAAAACUUUUAUGGCAGUUUAUUCAGUUUUGAAGUAGUUGUGAACUAAAGAACAGUAGAAGUACUAUGAUAAUAUAACUAAAGAACAGUAGAAGUACUAUGAUAAUAUAUUGCAAAUGAUAAGUGUAUUCUAGUCAGUGGGUAAUAAUAAAAUGUCAAGAAUACA